GGUUCAUCUUUGAAGACAAGUGGAGAGAGGGGAAUAGUAGGGAGAGGCUGUCAUGGCGACUCUUGCAGUGCCUGAAACCAUUCCGUCUGCAUCAGAGGACGCCGAGCAGAUCUGGAAGGCAUGCAAAGGUUGGGGAACAGAUGAGACGGCACUCAUCACUAUAUUAGCACAUAGAGAUGCUACUCAAAGGAAGAUAAUAAGAUUGGCAUUCGAGGAACAGUACAAGGAGAAUCUUAUCAUGCGACUUGAAUCCGAAUUAUCUGGAGACCUUGAGAGAGCUGUCUACCUCUGGAUAUUUGACCCGGUUGAACGAGAGGCUAUCAUCGCUAACAUCGCCGUGAAGAAGAACAUCGACUACCAAGCGAUCAUAGAAAUUGCAUGCGUCAAUUCCCCGAAAGAGCUGCUGGCGGUGAAGGAGGAAUACCAUGCUCGUUAUAAACGUUCCCUGGAAGAAGAUAUUGCGGUCCACACUGUUGGAGACUUUAGACAGCUUUUGGUUUCACUGGUGAGCACAUACAGAUACGAUGGUGACGAGACCGACACAGGCGUAGUUCGUUUGGAAGCCAAAACUCUUCACGAUGCUAUCAAGUCACAGACCUUCAACCACAGUGAGGUCAUUCGAAUCCUGAGUACCAGAAGCAAGGCCCAACUUUGCGCUACCUUUAACUAUUACAAAGACGAAUACGGCAUUCCCAUUACAAAGGCUUUGACUUCUGAGUCUCCAAAUGAAUUUGCAUUGGCACUACGAAUGGCGAUACGAUGCAUUGUGUCACCCCAGAAGCACUUUGCAAAGGUUCUCCAGAAUGCAGUCGGCAAAGCAGGUACUGAUGAAGAUGCACUCACUCGCGUCAUCGUCAUGCAUGCGGAGAAGGAUCUGAAGGUGAUCAAAGAGAUUUUCCAUAAGAGAACUAAUGCCACGCUCAAACAUGCAGUGGGUACCGAGACAUGUGGGCAUUACAAUAGCUUCCUCCUUGCUUUAGUAGGGAACUAAAUAUGUUUAUUUCAGAUGAUGAACUCUGACAUCCUUGUUUGUUUAAUUGCUGCUGGUGUAGAAGCAUUUCACUGUUGCACUUUUCUUU
Molecule: messenger RNA, 1079 nt
Organism: Musa acuminata subsp. malaccensis (wild Malaysian banana)
Lineage: Eukaryota; Viridiplantae; Streptophyta; Magnoliopsida; Zingiberales; Musaceae
Product: annexin-like protein RJ4
Cellular component (GO): cytoplasm
Molecular function (GO): calcium ion binding; calcium-dependent phospholipid binding
Source: RefSeq, a predicted model, not a curated record